Messenger RNA from Trachymyrmex cornetzi, 1066 nucleotides. RefSeq names its product gonadal protein gdl (gene gdl). Bases 542 to 1066 code for a protein of 174 amino acids. The record is from RefSeq and is a predicted model, not a curated record. The transcript has a single exon. Lineage: Eukaryota; Metazoa; Arthropoda; Insecta; Hymenoptera; Formicidae.
GCUGUUCCAGUUUCCUAGUGAUAUUGGCUGCAUUCGCCAUUCAGCAGAGAAAGCAGCUUUGGAACUGUUGUAAAAUUCUUCAAUAUGAUUGGUCUUGCUCUUAGUUCCUUAUUGGAUCUAAAUGUAUACUAUCUAACGGACCAAAAUUCGUGGAUAUAGUAAAAAAUACAACCAAAAAAUCAUGGAUAUUACCGACCGGAUCAUGAACAUUGGCUAUGUAGUUCAAUGUCCACAUUUUGUGGACGUGGACGCGCUUCAAAAUAAAUUAACGGCUAAAUCUCGGGCAUGGCCGUUUUAGGUUUUAGGUUUCUCUCUGGGAUGCAGGAUAGUACAGUAUUUCGUGUCUUCGUAACAAAUUUUUUAAUCUGAAUUGUUUUGACGUUUCGCGGGACAAAGUUUCGAAUUAAAAUGUGUGAAAUGAGUAUAUUUCCAUCAAGAUUCGCAGAGAAGCCUGUACUCUAAACAAUUAUCGAGAAUAGACUACAUACAAUAUUAACGCAUUUCGUGAAGCACGUAGAUAUUUCUUUCUUUAAAGAAAAAAAUGGAUAUUGCCAAUCCUACUCCUCAAGAUCUACAAGCAAAAUUAUACUUCCUGAUGGAACAGUUGCAACACAUGGCUGGAGAAUUACCGCCAAAAUAUCAGAUGCGAUUGCCCUACGAAUUAUUGUCCGGUUUAGCAAACUCACUGUUAAACGAUACUAUUUUUGAGAUAGUGAAAGGUUUGAUGGAGAUACAGCAUGUCACCGAGAAACAUCUCUUCCAACAGCGACUCCAGCUUUUGAAUCAACAGAAAAUUGAAUGUCAAGAAGCAUUAUCAGCAACAGUAGUAGAUGACAAAUUAAACUCAAUAAAAGCCACACUGUUCAAGAAACACAAGGAGGAGUUAAAGGAAAUGGAUAUGAAAUUGGUAUUGCAAUUAGAUCAAAAAGUAGCUGAUCAGCAAAGUAUAUUGGAAAAGGCUGGAGUACCAGGAUUCUAUGUGACGAACAAUCCAGUGGAGAUUCAAGUGCAAAUGAGGCUGUGCGACUUUAUAAUCAGACUCAGCAAGAUGGACAUACCAGCUUAA